This is a messenger RNA of Pseudophryne corroboree (corroboree frog), 1979 nucleotides long. Its product is annotated as alcohol dehydrogenase 1-like. Gene Ontology annotation, cellular component: cytosol. Lineage: Eukaryota; Metazoa; Chordata; Amphibia; Anura; Myobatrachidae. Gene Ontology annotation, molecular function: zinc ion binding; all-trans-retinol dehydrogenase (NAD+) activity. Bases 108 to 1238 code for a protein of 376 amino acids. Gene Ontology annotation, biological process: retinoic acid metabolic process; retinol metabolic process. The transcript is spliced from 9 exons. The record is from RefSeq and is a predicted model, not a curated record.
UACAGAUGCUGGGAGUGGCCAUACUGUUUGACAAGAUUUUUUAGUUGUAUGUACAAAUUGCAGCAAUAGCUACAGUGGAGGAGAAACUGCUGACUGACUGAAUCGAUAUGGACACUUCUGGAAAAGUAAUAAAAUGUCGGGCAGCAGUAUUGUGGGAUUCGCAUAAACCCUUCAGCGUUGAAGAGAUAGAAGUUGCUCCUCCAAAGGCUCAUGAAGUUCGUAUAAAGAUACUAUUUUCUGGAAUAUGUCGUACAGAUGACCAUAUAGUGGAAGGAGCUGUAGAUGGUCAGAAGUUUCCAGUGAUUGUAGGUCAUGAAGCAGCCGGUAUAGUAGAAAGUAUUGGUGAUGGAGUAACUACAGUCAAACCAGGGGACAAAGUAAUCCCACUGGCUCUUCCUCAAUGUGGAGAAUGCAGAAGCUGUGUUGAACCGGAGAGUAAUGUGUGCUACAAAUCAGAUGUGGGCAAGAAUACUGGUUUGAUGUCUGACAACACAAGCAGAUUUACAUGCAAGGGACAGUUGAUUCAUAAUUUCGUCAACAUCAGCACCUUUAGUGAAUACACCGUGGUGGAUGAAAUAAGUGUGGUGAAAAUACAUGAUGAUGCUCCCCUGGAUAAAGUCUGUGUGAUUGGCUGUGGGUUUUCCACAGGAUAUGGAUCUGCUGUUAAUGUGGCUAAGGUCAAGGCUGGCUCCACAUGUGCUGUAUUUGGAUUGGGAGGCAUUGGUCUCUCUGUGAUUAUUGGAUGUAAAGUAGCCGGAGCUUCCAGGAUUAUCGGUGUUGAUGUAAAUAGUGAUAAGUUUGUGACAGCUAUAGAGCUGGGAGCCACUGAGUGCAUCAACCCAAAGGACCACAAGAAGCCCGUUCACGAAGUGCUACAAGAGAUGACUAAUGGGGGAGUUCAUUAUUCUUUUGAGUGUAUUGGAAACACAGACGUCAUGGUUUCAGCACUUCAGUCUACUCACUUCAGUGCUGGUAUUACAGUUAUUGUUGGAUUGGCUGAUUCACAAGCAAAGCUCUCAUUUGAUCCAAUGCUGGUUCUCUCAGGACGUACUAUAAAAGGUGCUUUACUUGGAGGUUAUAAGAGUAAAGAUAGUCUUCCUCAACUAGUUUCAGAUAUGAUGAAAGGCAAGUUUUCUCUGGAUAGACUGAUCUCUCACAAAUUGCCUUUUAUUGAAAUAAAUAAAGGAUUUGAACUUCUGCGCAAAGGAAAAAGCAUACGCACGGUGCUGCAAUUCUAACAGCCUCCUGUUGUUGAUUAUUCUGAGCCUGAAAUGAAGAAAGAAUUGGACGCUUUUGAACAUUUAUUCAUUGUUCUUGCUCAAUUUUUUUUUUAAAAGAUAUUAAAAGCCGUGUGUGUUAACUGAAUUUUGAUAGUAAGAUGUGAAUUGCAGUGUUUUGGACACAAGCACUACAAUUUCAGUUUAACAUUUACAGUCUUUAACAAAGAUAUAUUACAUUUAAGUGUUUAAUUUGUGUUCUUAAAGCCUAUCAGAAGUGCCAUGAUGCUGACAGUCCACUUAAUGUAAACAAAUGUACGCUUUCUGGCAAGUAUCUGCUUCACUACGCUUUGCAUCAUAGAAAUGUUUCCCGCAGCAAUCGUUCACUACAAUGCUUGUUACAGUAUAAUGAAGUUCUAUAGGAGCACUCAUUAAAUUCAUAGAAUAUAAUACUGCAGGAAGAGUACAGUAUGCUAAGCUCUGUAGACAGGACACAGAACAUGGCUUUAUCUACAAUAUUUGCCUGGUAUUGUUUUCCAAUGCCCAUGGAUAAAAGCUUUCAAAUGUGUAUACAUUUAUACCGACUUUUAUCAUUUUCAGCAUGAAAAUAAAUUGUUGGAAACUUCCUAGGUGCCACCAGAUAAGAGCUAUCAUGAUCCUGUAACUAAUGUCCUUCAUUAUUAGAUUCAGCAUCAGAAAAUGACUCUCUUGCAGAUUAACAUAUUUUUCAGUAUUGGAAGAAAUUUCAAUGAUCUGACGUUG